CCCUCCUCCUCGAUUCAUUCCUUCAUUGAUUUGAUUGAUUGUUUGUGUGUUUGAUUGUUUGAUUGUGUGUUUGUUUGAUUGAUUGGUUGAGCUGUCUCGGCGAUGGCGUAACUCAUCCCCCCCGUGAUAUUAUUCCUCCGUGUGCUAUGUGCUAUUGUAUCCCCCCCGUGAUAUUAUUCCUCCGUGUGCUAUGUGCUAUUGUAUCCCCCCCUCGUAGAAAAAAUAGCAACUGCGCCGUGCGCAAUUCGGUAAUUCUAGGUCGGUGAGCGAGCUAUGGGGUGAUUGAUAAUCCUAACCCCGCUGCAGAGUAUACGAGUUUUUUUAUUUUUAAUUCUUUGGCUGUAAACGGAGAAUGGAUGCAUGGCGGGGAUUUGGAGCUGAAGCGGGAGCGAUGGCUACGCAUGCAUGAAUUUGCAGAUAGGAAUUGGGAUUGGCGAAGAAGAAGUGCAGAGUCUCUGAGAAGAGAGCUGAUUUAUUGCUGAGGAAUUUUGGAACGCGAGAGCGGGUUUGUUGUUGUUGUGGAAAGAUGGCUGAGGCGCAGGUGGGAGACACGAGUGCGUUGCCGCCUGUGCUGGCGAUUCUACCAUUCCGUAAUAAGGUUCUGCUGCCUGGUGCUAUCGUGAAAAUUCGAGUCAACGUGCCUGCCAGUGUCAGGUUGAUUGAACAAGAGCUAUGGCAGAAAGAGAAUAAAGGGAGGUUUAUUGGCGUCUUGCCGCUUCACGAUCGUCUUGAGCAACCUAAAUCGUCAGGCAGUUCUAUUUCAACGACUCCUUCCCCUCAAGGUACAGUGAUUAAGGCUCCUGGUGAAAAGGAAAGAGGAGAAAUAAUCUUAUCGUUGCACAGUAACAAGAACGGGGACGAUCUCAUCCAGUGGCAUCCCAGGGGAGUUGCAGCAAGGGCACUCGAGUUGGAACAAAAGAUAGAGAAGUACACUGGCCGUGUGUCAUAUAUAGUAAUGCUUGAAGGAUGGUGCCGAUUUGGGGUACAAGAGUUGAUUUCCACUAGUUCGUAUAAAUCUGCACGUAUCACUCAACUUGAUCGAAACGAGGCUGAAAUAGAACAGGCUGAGAAAGAUCCUGAGGUGCAAGUUUUGUCACGCCAGUUUAAAGCUGUUGCUGGAGAGCUAAUAUCCCUUCUUGAGCAGAAACAGAAAUCAUUCGGGCGCACAAAGGUUAUCUUAGAGUCGUGGCCAGCGUAUCGGCUGGCUGAUGUUUUUGUAGCCAAUUUUGAAGUUAGUUUUGAGGAGCGGCUCUUUAUGCUAGAUGCUGUUGACCUUCGACAGCGGUUGUCUAAAGCCACGGAAAUUGUCACACGCCACCUACAGACUAUCAAAGUAGCAGAAAAAAUAUCCUCAAAGGUGGAUGGACAGCUGUCGAAAACUCAGAAGGAAAUCUUACGCCACCAGAUCAGGGCCAUCAAGGAGGAGUUAGGAGAGAAUGAUGACGACGAGGAUGAUGUGGUUGCACUGGAAAGAAAAAUGCAGAGUGUUGGCAUGCCUCCAAAUGUGUGGAAACAUGCUCAAAGAGAGCUCAGACGGUUGCGAAAAAUGCAGCCACAACAGCCAGGAUAUGGCAGCUCCCGUACGUACUUGGAACUACUAGCUGAGCUGCCGUGGCAGGUUGCCAGUGAGGAGCGCGAAAUUGAUCUUGUGGCUGCUCAAGAACAACUUGAUAGCGAGCACUACGGCCUCAGCAAGGUGAAGAAGCGGAUUAUCGAGUAUCUGGCCGUGCGCAAGCUCAAGCCAGAUGCUAGAGGGCCUGUGCUUUGCUUCGUAGGGCCUCCAGGCGUUGGGAAGACAUCGUUGGCUUCGUCAAUUGCAGGGGCACUGGGCAGGAAAUUCAUUCGGUUGUCACUUGGAGGAGUCAAAGACGAAGCUGACAUUCGAGGUCAUCGCAGGACAUACAUUGGAAGUAUGCCCGGGCGACUUAUUGAUGGCAUUAAAAGAGUUGGGGUGAACAAUCCAGUUAUGUUGCUGGAUGAGAUUGACAAAACAGGUUCCGAUGUACGAGGGGACCCGGCCUCUGCGCUUCUUGAAGUUCUUGAUCCUGAACAAAACAAGACCUUCAAUGACCAUUACUUGAACGUACCAUUUGAUGUUUCCAAGGUAGUAUUUGUGGCCACAGCCAAUAGGGUGCAGACGAUGCCAGCACCGCUAUUGGAUCGCAUGGAAGUCAUUGAACUGCCUGGCUAUACUUCGGAGGAGAAGUUGCGUAUUGCCAUGCGGCACCUUAUACCCCGUGUUCUUGAUCAACAUGGUAUUACUGACCAGCAUGUUCAAAUAUCAGAGUCGAUGGUGGAGCUUAUGAUUUCAAGAUACACUAGAGAGGCCGGGGUGCGCAAUUUAGAACGACAUAUAGCAGCCUUAGCUAGGGCAGCGGCUGUGAAACUGACAGAGAAACUCCAAGUCGAGCGAGUGGCUCGUGAUAUGCAACCUGAUGCUCCUCAAGUCAUUGAUCAAGGGCAAGGACCUGGAGGAAUUGCCGAUUCAGGAGAAGUGGAACUGGUUGUAGAGGUUGAUGGCCAUGCGCGUGAAGUUGCGCAUGCUUCUGUUCACGCAGAACCUCUUCUAGUCGAUGAGGCAGUACUGGAAGUAGUAUUAGGGCCUCCAAAAUUCGAUGGAAAGGAAGCAGCUGAAAGAGUAGCCAUUCCAGGGGUGGCUGUAGGAUUAGUGUGGACAGCCGUUGGUGGUGAAGUUCAAUUUGUAGAAGCCACCGCGAUGCUUGGAAAGGGAGAACUGCAUCUAACAGGGCAAUUAGGAGAUGUAAUCAAAGAAUCAGCCCAGAUUGCUCUGACAUGGGUGCGAGCCAGAGCAGCAGAGCUGAAGUUGCCAGAAGCAGAGGCGGGAAACCUGAUGAAGGAUAGAGAUGUUCACAUUCACUUUCCUGCAGGUGCAGUGCCGAAGGAUGGUCCGUCAGCGGGCGUAACUUUAGUGACUGCCUUGGUGUCCUUGUUCGGCAAGAAAUGUGUACGAGCAGACACUGCGAUGACCGGAGAAAUGACUCUUAGAGGUCUCGUGCUUCCAGUUGGCGGUGUCAAAGAUAAGAUAUUAGCUGCUCAUCGUUGUGGACUGAAGAGAGUCAUAUUACCCGAUCGUAACCGAAAAGACCUGCAGGAAGUUCCUCCAGCUAUUCUUGCAAACAUGGAGAUCCUUCUAGCGAAACGUAUGGAGGAUGUUUUGCAUCACGCGUUUGAAACAGGGUGCCCAUUGAAGCCUGCAUCUCGCUUGUAGCUUCUGUAGUGUCCUGGCAAGGUCCCCUGCAUUUUGGGUGAACUUGAAAGUUUAUCAAGAUGUUGGAAUACUUGAAAUUGACCUACUGCGUAUGUUGAAUUAGAGUGAUUACCAGUGCACCAAAAUUGUGCAUGAUUGUGCAGCAUGAGUUGCUAUAUAUGUUGGACAUUGUAUAGAAAAAGCCAUGGGGAGGCUGUCUCAACUGGAGAUUAUGAAAAUUGGCGUAGAUUCACUUACUGUAGGGUAAUCAGUCGUAGCGUAACAGUAGCUAGAAUUUGGGACUGCAGUGGGUCAUUGAGUGCAUUAUAUUUUGAUUUUCCAGUACUUUCAAUUGCAAGCAUUUUACUCUUGUCAUGAUUACUGCUUA
Physcomitrium patens is the source of this 3596-nucleotide messenger RNA. Its product is annotated as lon protease homolog 2, peroxisomal. Gene Ontology annotation, biological process: protein catabolic process; protein quality control for misfolded or incompletely synthesized proteins. NCBI's taxonomy places the organism in Eukaryota, Viridiplantae, Streptophyta, Bryopsida, Funariales, Funariaceae. Gene Ontology annotation, molecular function: ATP binding; ATP-dependent peptidase activity; serine-type endopeptidase activity. The record is from RefSeq and is a predicted model, not a curated record.